Messenger RNA from Solea senegalensis (Senegalese sole), 1725 nucleotides. RefSeq names its product tubulin alpha-1C chain-like. The record is from RefSeq and is a predicted model, not a curated record. The transcript is spliced from 4 exons. The coding region runs from base 95 to 1441 and encodes 448 amino acids. Gene Ontology annotation, cellular component: cytoplasm; microtubule. Gene Ontology annotation, molecular function: GTP binding; structural constituent of cytoskeleton. Gene Ontology annotation, biological process: mitotic cell cycle; microtubule cytoskeleton organization. Lineage: Eukaryota; Metazoa; Chordata; Actinopteri; Pleuronectiformes; Soleidae.
UGCAUUUCAUCACUUACUUCUUACACAGGAUCUGUUCGUCCUGUUCCGUGAGAGUCAUUUCACUUCGAGUUCCUCAAAAUAACCCUCAGGAAACAUGCGCGAGUGCAUCUCCAUACACGUUGGUCAGGCUGGAGUCCAGAUUGGCAAUGCCUGCUGGGAGCUUUACUGCCUGGAACAUGGGAUCCAGCCGGACGGACUGAUGCCCAGCGACCACACUCUUGGUAAAGGAGAUGAUUCGUUCAACACCUUCUUCAGUGAGACUGGAUCUGGAAAGCACGUCCCCAGAGCUGUUUUUGUCGACCUGGAGCCCAGUGUUAUCGACGAGGUGCGCACUGGAACCUAUCGCAGCCUGUUCCACCCUGAGCAGCUGAUCACUGGGAAGGAGGAUGCAGCAAACAACUACGCCCGAGGACACUACACUGUCGGCAAAGAGCACAUUGACAAUGUGCUGGAUAGGAUUCGCAAGCUGUCUGACCAGUGCACUGGUCUGCAGGGUUUCCUGGUUUUCCACAGCUUUGGAGGUGGAACUGGCUCUGGCUUCACCUCCCUGCUGAUGGAGCGUCUGUCUGUCGACUAUGGAAAGAAGUCAAAGCUGGAGUUCUCCAUCUACCCUGCUCCCCAGGUGUCCACUGCCGUGGUGGAGCCCUACAACGCCAUCCUGACCACUCACACCACCCUGGAGCACUCCGACUGUGCCUUCAUGGUGGAUAACGAGGCCAUCUACGAUAUCUGCCGCAGGAAUCUCGACAUCGAUCGUCCCACCUACACCAACCUGAACAGGAUGAUCAGUCAGAUUGUGUCGUCCAUCACUGCUUCUCUCCGUUUUGAUGGUUCCCUCAACGUGGAUCUGACAGAGUUCCAGACCAACUUGGUGCCAUAUCCUCGUAUCCACUUCCCUCUGGCCACCUAUGCCCCCAUCAUCUCCGCUGAGAAGGCGUGUCAUGAGCAGUUGACAGUGGGCGAGAUCACAAACGCCUGCUUUGAGCCGGCCAAUCAGCUGGUGAAGUGUGACCCUCGUCACGGCAAGUACAUGGCCUGCUGCCUGCUGUUCCGUGGUGACGUGGUGCCCAAAGAUGUCAACGUUGCCAUCGCCGCCAUCAAGACCAAGCGCACCAUCCAGUUUGUGGACUGGUGUCCCACCGGUUUCAAGGUCGGCAUCAACUACCAGCCGCCCACUGCGGUUCCUGGAGGAGACCUGGCCAAGGUCCAGAGGGCUGUGUGCAUGCUGAGCAACACCACCGCUAUUGCAGAGGCCUGGGCUCGGCUUGACCACAAGUUUGAUCUGAUGUACGCUAAGCGUGCCUUUGUUCACUGGUAUGUGGGGGAGGGAAUGGAGGAGGGAGAGUUCUCAGAGGCCAGAGAGGACAUGGCGGCACUGGAGAAAGAUUAUGAGGAGGUGGGAGCUGACAGUUAUGAUGAGGUGGAUGAGGAUGAAUACUAAGCAGGCAUGUAGUAUGUGUUUCCCUCUGUUCUGUAUGUGUUCAGAAAACACUUUUGUUCAUCAGAGGGGGGCCUCUAUUAAUGCUUGUGGUAAAGAAGUUAUUUAAUUGGAGCAAUGCAGUGUUCCAUGUGUCUGUUAAACAGUGUUGGGGAUAAAUUAAGAAUACGCUGUCGAGGAGUAUUUUAAGGAGCAGAGUGCUCUGUGUUUAUUGCCAUGGAAGAAUAUAAACCUGGCAUUGUCUAUGUCUGAACUAUGCCCUGUGUUAAUAAAAUUAAUUGACUAUA